UCUCCGCUGUCAGGGCAAGGCAGACUGACAGUAUGGCGGCGGGGUGCAGCUGGAAGGAUGCUACUGUCGCCCGUGAUGUGUCUAUCGCCGGCAGGACGUAAAUGGACUAUUGACGUCAAAAAGAGAAGAGGAUUUAGCGAGAAAGGCCUGUCGCCGUGAGCUCCAAAGAUGGCCAGGCUCGCCGACUACUUUUUAGUGGUCAGUUACGACCUCGACAAGCGAGUGGAGGGUGAAGGUCAAGGUCGCAUUCUCCAGCGGUUUCCUGAGAAAGACUGGGAGGACAGCCCGUUCCCACAAGGCAUAGAGCUGUUCUGUCAGCCCAGCGGUUGGCAGCUGGUUCCUGAGCGGCAGCCUGCCUCCUUCUUUGUAGCAGUUUUGACUGACAUCAACUCGGAGCGUCACUACUGUGCCUGCUUCACCUUCUGGGAGGGCCUUGACAACUCACAGCUGCAGAAGGCCGAAGCCAGCGAGGUGGACGAGGUGGACGAGGUGCCGGCCGUCGUCCAAUCAGCUCAGGUCUUCGCCCCCAAGAGCCUGGUGCUGGUGUCCCGACUAGAUUACACCGAGGUGUUCAGGAACUGUCUGGGUCUGAUCUACACCGUCCAUGUAGACAGCCUGCCUGUCCCCUUGGAAACGGUGAUUGGAAAUCUCCUCACUUGUGUCAUCCCCAUUGCUGGAGGCUCCCAGAUAAAUGAGUCCCCAGUUUGUAGUUUAGACAAGGUUCCUCAGGCCCUGGCCUGUGACUGGCUGCUGGCCUGUCUCCAGCCGGGCCAGGAGGAGAGAGAGGAGAGUUUGAGGACUAUAACGUUAGGUGCUGGUGACCGGCAAGUGAUCCAGACCCCCAUCGAUGACUCACUUCCUGUCAGUGGCAGCAGCGUGGCCCAGCUCUUCAGACAGCUCGGUAUAAUCAAUGUUUUGUAUCUGUUCUGUGCCGCUCUGACGGAACAUAAGAUCCUGUUCCUGUCCAGCAGCUACCAGAGACUAACAGAUGCCUGCCGAGGACUGCUGGCCAUCAUGUUCCCCCUCAAAUACAGCUUCACCUAUGUUCCCAUCCUGCCCGGGAAACUACUAGAGGUCCUGAGCACCCCCACCCCCUUCAUCAUCGGUGUCAAUUCAUUCUUUCGCUCAGAGACGCAAGAAUUGUUGGACGUGAUCAUCGCUGACCUGGACGGCGGUACGGUGACCAUCCCCGAGUGCGUCCACAUCUCCCUGCUGCCUGAACCGCUCCUCCAGCAGAUCCAGACUGUGCUGUCCAUGGUUUUGGAUCCGGAGCUGGAAGUCGCUGAUCAUGCCUUUCCCUCAGUGUCCACACAACCUUCUGCACUCAAGAUCCAGGAUAAGGAGAUCCGGGGAGUUUUCCUGUGGCUGUUCGCUCGGCUCUUCCAGGGCUAUCGCUGGUGUUUACACAUCAUUCGCAUUCACCCAGAACCAGUGAUCCGCUUCCAUAAGGCUGCCUUCCUGGGUCAGAGGUCGCUGACGGAGGACGACUUCCUCAUGAAGGUGUUGGACGGCAUGGCGUUUGCGGGCUUCGUGUCAGAGAGAGGGCCUCCUUACAGAGCCACUGACCUGUUUGAUGACCUGGUAGCCAAUCAUGUGGAACGGAUACGACAAGAGGAGACCUGUCCACACAAAGUCAUGAACCAUGUCAAGGAGCUGGCUGAGCAGCUCUUCAAAAAUGAGAAUCCCUACCCCGCUGUGGCAAUGCACAAAGUCCAGCGGCCGUCAGAAAACGGCCAGAACACUGCACAGAAUGAGAGGCCCUUCCCUGGGCUGGACGACGUUGCGGUCCAGCUUUUCAUCGACCACGCUGCCGCAAAGCUCAAGACUGCGCCUCCUGUGGUUAAGGCGGAGCUCAAGGGCAUGGUGCCAUCUGGGCCCCCACUGGGAGACACAGUGGACAGGAACGGCAACGUGAUGGCCAACAGCGCCCGCCGGCUGGAGGUGGUCAGGAACUGCAUCACGUACAUCUUUGAGAACAAGAUGCUGGAGGCCAAGAAGUUAAUGCCAGCUGUGUUGCGGGCACUGAAAGGUCGGGCAGCCCGGAUUUGUCUGACCCAGGAGCUCAAUCAGCACGUCCUACAGAACCGAGCUGUGCUGGAUGACCAGCAGUUUGACUACAUCGUCCGAAUGAUGAACUGCACCUUACAGGACUGCUCACAUAUAGAUGAACACGGUAUUGCAGCUGCCCUCCUUCCACUGGUCACAGCCUACUGCAGAAAAUUGGGCGCAGGCAUUACACAGUUUGCCUACAGCUGCGUACAGGAGCACAUGGUAUGGACCACCAUGCAGUUCUGGGAGGCCAUGUUCUACAGCGACGUUCAGAGCCACAUCAGAGCACUGUACCUGGAGACGGAGGAAGAAGAGCAGCAGAACCACUCUGAGCAGCAGGACGGGUCGGUCAGUGGGAGGGAAAUCAGCGCCUUGGACCUGGCAUCAGAGCAGAACCGGCUGUGGCCGACGCUCAGCAAGGAAAUGCAGGCGGAGCGCGUGCAGAAGGAGGAAAGCACGGUGUUCAGCCAGGCCAUCCACUACGCCAACAGGAUGAGUUACCUGCUGCUGCCAUUGGACACCAGCAAGAACCGCCUACUGAGGAGCUCGGGCCUCGGAGACGUGGAGAGCGUCAGCAACAGCUACGUCACAAACAGUAUUGCAGGCAGCAUGGCCGAAAGCUACGACACAGAAAGCGGCUUCGAAGACGCUGAGAGCUCAGAUGUGGCCAACUCUGUGGUGCGCUUCAUUAACCGCUUCGUAGACAAAGUAUGUAAUGAGAGCGGCGUGACCAACGAGCACCUUAAGGCUCUCCACACCAUGAUACCAGAUAUUGUUCAGAUGCACAUCGAGACGUUAGACGCAGUCCACAGGGAGAGCAAGAGACUGCCUCCGAUCCAAAAGCCCAAGCUGUUGAGGCCGACACUACUGCCUGGCGAGGAGCUGGUGAUGGACGCCAUGCGGGUCCAUCUGAUCCCAGAUGGUCGCGAGGAGGCCACGGGGCUGAUGGGAGGUCCCCCUUUGCUCCCUGCUGAGGGCGCCAUCUUCCUCACCAACUACCGGCUCAUCUUCAAGGGCACGCCCUCUGACCCUCUGGUGGGUGAGCAGGUGGUGACUCGCUCAUUCCCCAUCGCCUCUCUGACCAAGGAGAAGAGGAUCUCUGUCACUUUACCCAUGGACCAGUUUGUCCAGGAGGGGCUACAGCUUCGGUCCUGCACCUUCCAGCUGAUGAAGAUUGCGUUUGACGAGGAGGUGGCAUCAGACCUGGCGGAGGUUUUCAGGAAGCACAUGCACAAGCUGCGCUACCCUCAGCACGUGCAGGGUACCUUCGCCUUCACCGUGGGUCAGUGUGGGAAGAUGGUGGUGGAGCACAAGACCAAGGACAAGAACCAGUCGCUCAAGACGCUUUCCAAAAACCUGGUGAAGAGCGCCAAGAGGACCAUCGGCCGGCAGUAUGUGACCAGGAAGAAGUAUUCUCCCCCCACCUGGGAGAACAGGAGCAGCUUCCAGUCAGAGCUGGAUGAGGAUGAAAUCUCAGUUUCAGAGGAGGUGGACCAGAGCUCCCUCACCCUCUCCUCCACCAUUCGCUCAUCGGACAGGCAGACCAUGAGCAACGUUGUGGAGCGCGCCUGUUGCCGCGACUACCAGCGCUUGGGACUGGGCACGCUCAGUAACAGCCUGACGCGUUCUAAGAACGAGCCUUUCAGGAUUUCCACCGUCAACCGCAUGUACACUGUCUGCAGGAGCUACCCCGGCCUGCUGAUUGUGCCUCAGAGCAUCCCAGACACAACCAUCCAGAGAAUCUGCCGCUGCUACCGGCAGAAUCGCUUCCCCGUGGUUUGCUGGAGGAAUUCACGAACCAAGGCGGUCCUGCUGCGGUCUGCAGGACUCCACGCAAAGGGGGUAGUGGGCUUCUUCUCGAAGUCCCCGAAUGCCCCUACUUCAGUUCCCUCCCAGGCAGACUCCACCAGUCUGGAGCAGGAGAAAUACCUGCAGGCCAUCAUCAGCUCCAUGCCUUCUUACAGCGACAGCAGCGGCAGGAACACACUCAGCGGCUUCACCUCCACACAUAUGAGCACCUCCGACUCCUCAGAUAAGCUGAGGCAGCCCAAGAUUGGCGCUCUGAUGAAGCAGGUGAUGGGCACCAAGGACGAUGUUCCUGGAACCUUCAGCAGAGGAGCUCUGGGUCAAAGGGCGAAAGUCAUCUCCCUCUCUCAGCCCAAAGUGUCUGGCAAGGCCAGGAACCCUCCUAGAGGUAAGUGGGGCAGUAUCCGGGGCAGCGGGCGUCUAAGUGCCUACAACCCAGACGUGGGGACACGUCUGGCAGGGAAAGAGUCUCCACAGCCCAACGGAGGGCCGAGUGAGGCUCUGUUUCUUCGCCAGCAGAAGGCCUACCUCUACAUCAUUGGAGACAAGGCCCAGCUCAAGGGAGGGAAGCAGGACUCGUUCCAGCAGUGGGAGGUGGUUCCCAUCGAGGUGUGUGACGUGCGGCAGGUGAAGAACAGCUUCAAGAAGCUGAUGAAGGCCUGCGUGCCAAGCUCCCCGACCUCUGACCCCAACAUGAGCUUCCAGCGCUGCUUGGAGGAGUCCGAGUGGAUGGCUCUGCUACACAGGGUGCUGCAGGUGUCCGUCCUGGUGGUGGAGCUUCUGGAUACGGGCUCGUCGGUCAUGGUCAGCCUGGAGGACGGCUGGGACGUCACCACGCAGGUCGUGUCCCUGGUGCAGCUGCUUUCUGAUCCGUACUACCGAACCUUUGACGGCUUCCGGCUGCUGGUGGAGAAGGAGUGGCUGUCGUUCGGGCACAGGUUCAGCCACCGUGGAGCGCAGACGCUGGGCAGCCAGAGCAGUGGCUUCACCCCCGUCUUCCUGCAGUUCCUGGACUGUGUACACCAGAUCCACCUCCAGUUCCCCAUGGAGUUUGAGUUCAGUCAGUACUACCUGAAGUUCUUGGCCUACCACUACGUGUCCAACCGCUUCCGCACCUUCCUGCUCGACUCCGACUACGAGCGCAUAGAGCUGGGAGUGCUGUAUGAGGAGAAAGGUGAGAGGAAAAGCCCCCAGGUGUGUAAGUCCGUGUGGGACUACAUCGACAGACUCAACAAGAAAACGCCCAUCUUCUACAACUACAUGUUCUCUCCUGAGGAUGAGGAGGUGCUGCGGCCGUACACCUUCAUCUCUAACCUGAAGGUCUGGGACUUCUACAUGGAGGAGACUCUGUCGGAGGGGCCCUCCUACGACUGGGAGCUGAGGGGCCGGCAGGAGCGCGUGGCGGAGGAGACGCCAGAGAAACCCGACACCAGCGGCCCCAAAUCCCAGCGCCACGUUGUGUGGCCGUGCUACGACAGCCUGAGCAAGGUGGUGCCUGACGCCAUCACCAAGCUGCUGCAGGACCUGCAGAGUCUGGAGGCUGAGCUCGGCCAGACGUCCGAGAAGUGGAAGGACACCUGGGACAAAAUCAAGACCACGCAGAGAACUGAGACCAAACUGGAGAGCAAGCCUUCGUUUUCCAGCUCUUUGCUGAUGUCGUCCAACCUGAGCCACCAGCGCCGUUCUCAGGGCGUCUACCUGCAGGAGAGCGGCGUGGGGUCCUCCAUCAACCUGGCUCUGGAGUGCGAGGCCAGCGCCACCUCCACGCCUGUAGCCGGUCGGCCCAGCACCAGCACGCUCUACAGCCAGUUCCAGAGCACGGAGAGCGAGAACAGGAGUUUUGAAGGCAUCCUGUAUAAGAAAGGAGCAUUGUUGAAACCAUGGAAACCACGGUGGUUUGUGCUGGACAAGACCAAACAUCAGCUGAGAUACUACGAGAGCAGGCAGGACAAGGAGUGUAAAGGGGUGAUCGAGCUUGCUGAGGUGGAGUCCGUUAUUCCAGGAACGCCUACCAUGGGAGCGCCAAAAAACAUCGAGGAGAAGGCCUUCUUUGAUCUCAAGACGACCAAACGAGUGUACAACUUCUGUGCCCAGGACAGCCUGAACGCCCAGCUGUGGAUGGACAGUGUUCAGAACUGCCUGUCAGACGCCUAGAGAGGAGGCGGGACUCUUUAAGGAGCAAUGCAACCAGGAACGAAUGAGCAGUGCUGCGGCACCUGACGGACAUCGCUGCCGACCAAUCCCAGCGGACUGGGAGAGGGGAAGGGGCCUUUCACCACUUAAGCUCUGUUCUGUUCGCUAGUGUUGAACUAAUAACCUUGCGUCACAACGUUUCAGUGUUUUUGUUAUAAAAAUAAGAAAAGAAAAAAAAACAAGUGUCCCUGAAGAACCACUCGCUGUCGUCUCAUCAAGUUGCUGCAGCCUCCCACCUCCCCGACAGUCUGACCACUGUGUGCGCUCGAUGUCCGUACGCACACAAACAAUGCAUAUUAAAGCACGUUGUUGCAUUUCUGGUGGCGCCCUGCAGCUUGGACCAGCAUGAAGAUCUUUCCAGACCCUCCAACUGUAAACCACAACCCGCUCUCCCUCCUACUAACCCCACUCGCCCCUUUAAGACACUCCAAGGAGGAAUGACGGAGGAGCUGCAGUCGCCCAUCGGCCCGGCUACGUACAGGACUCGGACUGCUCAGGAGAAAGAUCAGAAACACGCACUGGCGGGUUGACGGACCAAAACCCUGAGGAACACACAACGCCGACAGCCAAUGCUCUUCCUCCUGGUCCUCAGAGGUCUCUGCUCUCUUUGCCUCUCACUGCCUGGUGUCGCCCAUUCGCAGUAAUAUUCAGGGGACGUUUUAGAGGAAGUUGAGUGUGUUGCUGCAGCUGCAAAGGGGAGGGAGGGAGGGAGGGGGAGGGCUCCUCAACGGUUCAUGAAGGAUUUCCUCUUCUUUUUUUGUUUUCCAAAAUCUCAAAUUUUUACCAGAAAGAGAUCAAUGCCCACCAGCUGUCCUCAGCAGGUGGUGAUAUACUGUGAAAGCCAUGAAUCAGUCGUAGAGAUCAAACCAGGAGAGCCAGUUGGAGAUUGGAGUGCGUCAGGUAUUGAGUGUGUCGGUGAACUUUCACUGAGAGUGUUUACAAAGUAGACAAAACUUCCCUCACUAAGCUAAACUCUUCACCUGUGUUUUUAAUCAGUACAACCACUAUUAACAUUCAGAUUUUUAAGGGAUGCUGAAGGAAAAAGGAGGGAUUUACUUUGUAGUGAUGUCUUAAACACAAUCUAUAGAAGGAGAUCUGGAAGGUAGGAGAUAAAGAGGAGGGAUACUAAUGAACAGAGUGAUAUUAUGGGAUGCUUUGGAGAGACCACAGUUUUUAGAGAUGGACAUUGACUCACCACAGUGCUCAAAGUGUCAGAAACUAGAUGUUAUUUAAAGGAAAAUUCUGGUGUUUUUCAACCUCCAUCUGUUAUGACUAUGGAUCACGAAGGUAAACACAGAAAUUAGCCCUCAUAUAUUAGCUAUUGUAGCUAACAGCAAGCUAGUUUGGUAAGCCAGGCAUCCAGCUGCCUGAACUAUCUAGCUGUAUGGUUAGCCAACUUGUGUUUUACCCAUUUAUCUGCAGAACUCAAACGUUUAUUGCUUAUCGUUUCACAUACAGCAAGAUUACAAAAAAAUAUCCUGAUUGAAUUUCCCUAGAGGACGAUAACAUAAAAAAAAACAUUUUGUUUGCUAGCUUAUCUACAUAAAUUGUUAGCUAGCUAAUUAGUUAGCUUUUUUGUUAAAAGUAGUUAUUAGAUUAGCUAGCUUUUGCUACAGAGCAAAACUUUAACUAGCUAACUAGCUAGCUAUGGAUGGAUGUAGAUUUUCUAGCUAGCUAGCAUUUUGAUAACAUAAGCUAACUUAAGAUGUGACUAUAUUUAUCUCUUAUCUUUUAACCGUCCUCAAAAUUUGGUUGUUUUGUCAACAUAGAUAAGCCUAGCACAUAGCAAUGGAGAAAGUUGAGCAAGGUUCUGAGGGAGGAUUGCUCAACUGUUAUUGGAGCACAGAGCAAAAAGAGGCGGGACAUAGGAAGGGUCAAUUAUGGAAGUAAGCCUUAGAGUUGAAAAAUCCCAGGAUUUUCCUUUAAUGACAGGUAAAGUCAUGCGAACGUCAGAGCUGGUCACAGAGAAAGAAUGUUCCAUCACAUUCUCUACUCGGUGUGUCAGCUAUGAAUCUGAUGCUGCUCAGACGCACUUCACCUGUCUGCAUCAACAGUCCACCAGUGUCGACACCAGUGUUUAAGUUUGGCACUUGUUACUGCCUGUGCUUAGAUGAGUCUACGUCGGUUAGAGUUGUAGAGAAACAGUACGUUUAGCUGGAAGGUUUCAAACAUCGUCACUUUUUUUAUUUUAAUGUCAAUGCUUUGUCAGACUGCCUCCCCCCACCUCUAUUCACCCCUCUCCUCCACACACACAAACCACUCUGACCCACACUUGUUAACACAAACCCUGCUAUGUAAAAUAAGGUUCUACUGCUGUCUUUGUUGAACAUAAAAUUUGAAAUUGUAGAUUUUUUUUGUGUCUAAUAACUCCUUUGUAUAUACUACUCCAGAUUUGUAUGUAACGUUAUGGUAGUAAUUUAUUUAACUUGUCUCCUCAGUAAGAAAGUUCCUCAAGCACCACUUUAUUUUUAAAUUAGGAAUUCAAUGUGCCAUUUGUUUAUUUCUGUAUUAAUGUGACUAAUGCUCUUUUUUUUUUUCUUUUGAAAAAUGUACAAGUAAACCCUCAGUCAUUUUAUUUUUUUUUGGUAAACAUGGUUACUCAAUAUCAACCGUUAAUGUUAGAGUGGAAAUGGUGUGUUAGUGGAAGAGGAAGACUCUGGGCUGGUUUUUAAAGGCUGGUUGGAUUUUACUGUGUUGCUCGCCCACAGUGGUGGGAUGUUCUGGACCAAGGUUACAGUCAUAAUAAAUUUCACACAUAUUAAGUCUUCCUGGUGCUGGGUUCUGCUGACUGGCCUGCUGCUAGCUUAAUGGACUCCUGUUGUGUUCGUUAAAUUGUGACGAGUUGGGGCACCUAAAUAUACAGAAUCAAAGAUGCCAAACAUACUAAUAUUAGUUAAUAAAGUAUUAUUAAUUAUAUUUGGUAAGUUUUGGGGAUUUGGUGCAUUCACAAACCUUAAACAGUAAAGGAAGGACAAGGUUUUAAUGCACUCUCUGGGCAGCUCAAGGGUUGCACCUGUAACCACACCCAAAUGAUGUCAUGGUGUACUGUCGUACCCUUGAGUACACUACUGCAUCACAUCUGCAGCAAGGUAGGAAGUAGGGCUGCAACUAACGAUUAUUUUCCGAUCGAUUUGUUUGAUCAAUACAAAAAAUAAUAAAGAAAUGCCCCUCAUGUCUUUGAACCUGUUUUAUAUGACCAACGGUUCAAUUUACUAUCAUAUAAGGCUAAGAAAACCAGCCGGAACAAGAGACUUUUUUGCUUAAAACAAUUAUUGUUGUGGUGUUGCGUUGCUUUUUAAGUGGACAAUCACAGGAUGGUACAAAAACCUUUCCUGUGAACCAUAAAUCCAAGUUUUAAAUGAUUGUCAGGUUCUCACUAAAUAUUUUACUUUUUUUUUUAAUUGAUGUGAUCCCCUGACAGUAGCUGCCUGAUCUACAGUAUUAAUAAGCAUGCUCAUAAUGUUAAAGAACAAGCUAAAGUAUCUGUAGGCUCCUGUGUUUAACUGCCAUCACACCUACAGGCAGAUACACUGAGUCAUUGCUGUGUCCGUUUCUAGAGACGGCAGCAUCCAUUAUUAGUCUGCUGGAGGUCUAGUAAGCAAGAAAAGUCUACAGCCAACAUCAUGACCAUACAUCCUAAAGUUUAAGGUGACCUUGUGCAUCUUAAAAUAAUCUCCCCCCGAGGAACAGACGGACCAAAGUGACAGCAGGAACUACUCCCGCAGCCAGAACCCGCCUGUGGGAAGACUCAGUGUGUCCUUGUGUUUUGACUGCAGUCUACAUCCAGUUAGACCCAGCUCAUCUUUUCACUCUAGUUUACUCAUCUCUCUGUGGUAACGCUCUACAACAGCUACAUUAACCACAACAACAUGACAUAAUCCUUUUUAUUUAUUUUGGUUCCUUUUUUUAAAUUAGAAAUGACUUUCUGAGCCGGGUUAUGUUGUCAAUCAUGUCAAUAUAGUUUUUAGAAUCCAAAUAAAAACUGUGGGUUUAAAUGUUCA
Molecule: messenger RNA, 10049 nt
Organism: Morone saxatilis (striped sea-bass)
Lineage: Eukaryota; Metazoa; Chordata; Actinopteri; Moronidae
Gene: sbf1
Product: SET binding factor 1
Exons: 43
Coding region: 169-6009 (1946 amino acids)
Source: RefSeq, a predicted model, not a curated record